AUGUCUCCUCCGGGCUCACCCAGGUUGGUUGACUCCUACACAGUGCCAAAGGAUAUUUUGCAAGAGUUUCAUGACCUUGCUGAAGAAGAAGAUGUCGACCCUUUCGCUGAAACUGCCUCAAAGCGCCAGAUCGCUGCUCGACAGUCCGACUAUCACAACCGACGAUUUAAGCGCGUUGCUGUCGACAGUGCCGACGCAUUCAAAGAAGGAGGCGAAGGAAAGGAAGAUGAGGGUGGGUAUAAGGAGGCUAUGCGUUUGACUCGGUUGGAACAAGAGGAGCUGAGAGUGAAGAGAGCAAUCGAGGAGAAGCAAAGGAAGGCAAGAGAGGAGGAUCAGAUGAAAAUGGAUCUCGACAAAACCCCGCCUCGUGAAGAGAUAGAAGCUGCUGCCAAGGAACUUGCUGCUAUGAACAAAGACAAAGAGGCGGGAAGCAAGCGAAAGAGGCGAUGGGACGUAGAAGAGCCGGCGGACGAAAAUGUCGACCCCAACAAGAAGGAUUCUGGAGAGUGGUCGAAGGAAGCUCUCGAAGCCUCUGCGCCUAAGAAGCGACGCUCGCGCUGGGAUGCUACUCCUGCUGACACCGUCGGGGAGACACCAAAACGGUCUCGUUGGGAUCAAACACCCGCCCCAGCCCCAGAGGCGCCUAUGAUGCCCAUCAUCAUGAAUGCCCCAGGGAUAAUGCAAGAUGACAAACAUAACAGGUAUCUCACCGACGAAGAGCUCGAUGCCGUCCUGCCAGCAUCUGGUUAUGCAAUCGUUCCUCCUCCCCCGGGUUAUGCCCCAAUGGUUGCUCCUCGUAAAUUUAUGGCUACUCCUAUCACAGAAGUCGGUGGAUUCCAAAUCCAAGAAAGCUCCGAUGCUGCUGCUGCUGCUGCUGCUGCUGGUCUGGCCCCCGAGUUGCCUACAGAAAUUCCAGGAGUUGGAAACUUGGCUUUCUUCAAACCUGAAGAUGCUCAGUAUUUUGCGAAGAUCCUGAAAGAAGAAGAUGAAACCGAGUUAACAGUCGAUGAGAUGAAGGAGAGGAAGAUCAUGAGAUUGCUGUUGAAGAUCAAGAAUGGAACACCCCCAGUUCGUAAAACAGCUCUCCGUCAAAUUACAGACAAAGCUCGCGAAUUUGGUGCUGGGCCUCUUUUCGACAAAAUUCUUCCCCUCCUCAUGGAACGCACACUCGAGGACCAGGAGCGGCAUUUACUUGUUAAAGUCAUCGAUCGUGUCCUUUACAAACUGGAUGAUCUUGUCCGCCCCUAUGUGCAUAAAAUUCUUGUUGUUAUUGAACCCCUUCUCAUUGACGAAGAUUAUUAUGCUCGUGUUGAAGGUCGUGAAAUCAUUUCCAAUCUUUCCAAGGCUGCUGGUCUGGCACACAUGAUUUCAACAAUGCGACCCGAUAUUGAUCAUGCCGAUGAAUAUGUUCGUAACACGACUGCCCGCGCGUUCUCCGUUGUCGCCUCAGCACUUGGUAUACCCUCACUUCUUCCUUUCCUGAAAGCUGUUUGUCGCUCCAAGAAAUCGUGGCAAGCUAGGCACACCGGUAUUCGUAUCGUACAACAAAUUGCUAUUAUGAUGGGAUGCGCUGUACUCCCUCAUCUCCGCAACUUAGUUGACUGUAUUGCCCAUGGAUUGUCUGACGAACAGCAAAAAGUUAGGACCAUGACUGCAUUGGGUUUGGCUGCCCUUGCUGAAGCGGCUGCCCCAUAUGGCAUCGAAUCCUUCGAUAACGUUUUGAAACCUCUUUGGCUCGGUAUUCGUCUUCAUCGCGGAAAGGGCCUUGCCGCCUUCCUCAAAGCAAUUGGCUUUAUUAUUCCCCUUAUGGAUCCAGAAUACGCUUCCUAUUACACCAAAGAAGUUACGGUCAUCCUUAUCCGUGAAUUCCAAACGUCAGACGAAGAAAUGAAGAAAAUUGUUCUGAAAGUCGUCAAGCAGUGUGCAGCAACAGAGGGCGUUACACCUCAAUACAUUAAACAGGAUAUCCUUCCCGAUUUCUUCAAAUCCUUCUGGGUUCGACGAAUGGCCCUUGACCGGCGUAACUACAGGCAAGUUGUUGAAACCACUGUAGAGCUAGCCCAAAAGGCCGGUGUUUCCGAAAUCGUUGGGCGUAUCGUCAACGAACUGAAGGAUGAAGCUGAACCUUACCGUAAGAUGGUAAUGGAAACAAUCACUAAAGUCGUUGCAACCCUGGGUGCUUCUGAUAUCGACGAGAGGUUGGAAGUGCGAUUGGUCGAUGGUAUUAUCUAUUCUUUCCAAGAACAAACGACGGAGGAUCAGGUCAUGCUCGACGGUUUUGGUACCGUCGUGAAUGCCCUCGGCAUUCGUGUCAAACCAUAUCUCACACAGAUCGUCUCCACCAUUUUGUGGCGCCUUAACAACAAGAGCGCUAAGGUUCGACAACAAGCUGCUGAUCUGACCACCAGGCUUGCCGUCGUCAUCAAACAGUGUGGUGAAGACCAAUUGCUUAGCAAACUAGGCUUGGUAUUGUUUGAACAACUUGGAGAGGAAUAUCCUGAUACAUUGGGUAGUAUCAUUGCCGCUGAGGGUGCUAUUGCAAACGUUGUCGGUAUGACACAGAUGAACCCUCCAGUCAAAGAUCUGCUACCUCGAAUGACUCCAAUUUUGCGAAACAGACAUGAAAAGGUCCAGGAAGCAUCAAUCAACUUGAUUGGUCGUAUUGCCGAUCGAGGCGCCGAGUUUGUGCCUGCAAGGGAGUGGAUGCGUAUCUGUUUCGAACUGCUCGAUCUUCUGAAAGCCCACAAAAAAGGAAUUAGACGUGCGGCCGUCAACUCCUUCGGUUAUAUCGCUAAGAGCUUGGGUCCUCAAGACGUUCUUUCCGUUCUUUUGACCAAUCUGCGAGUCCAAGAGCGUCAGAGUCGCGUAUGCAGUACUGUUGCUAUUGCUAUCGUGGCAGAAACUUGCGGACCCUUCACAUGUAUUCCCGCCAUCCUGAAUGAGUACCGCACGGCCGAAUUGAACGUUCGAACGGGCUGUUUGAAAGCGCUCUCUUUUGUCUUCGAAUACGUUGGGCCACAGUCAGCAUAUUAUUGUGACUCGGUUGUUACAAUGCUUGAGGAUGCACUUACCGACCGCGAUCUUGUCCAUCGUCAAACUGCCAGUACAAUCGUUAAACAUCUAGCCCUCGGUGUAGCUGGAUUAGGUUGUGAAGAUUCAAUGCUGCAUCUCAUGAACCUUGUUUGGCCAAAUUGUUUCGAGACAUCGCCCCACGUCAUUGGCGCCGUCAUGGAGGCUAUUGAAGCCAUGCGCGUCACUUUGGGUCCUGGGGUGCUGCUGAGUUAUGUGCUACAAGGUCUGUUCCAUCCUGCCAGAAAGGUUCGCGAAGUGUAUUGGCGCAUUUACAAUGCCCUCUACUUGGGCGCGGAGGAUGCGAUGGUGCCGUUCUACCCUGACCUUGGUGAACUUACCGAAGGACAGAACGUUUAUGAUAGACAUCCUUUACAAGUUUUUAUUUAG
Molecule: messenger RNA, 3459 nt
Organism: Psilocybe cubensis
Lineage: Eukaryota; Fungi; Basidiomycota; Agaricomycetes; Agaricales; Agrocybaceae
Exons: 3
Coding region: 1-3459 (1152 amino acids)
Biological process (GO): spliceosomal complex assembly
Cellular component (GO): catalytic step 2 spliceosome; U2 snRNP; U12-type spliceosomal complex
Molecular function (GO): mRNA binding
Source: RefSeq, a predicted model, not a curated record